Molecule: messenger RNA, 718 nt
Organism: Rhincodon typus (whale shark)
Lineage: Eukaryota; Metazoa; Chordata; Chondrichthyes; Orectolobiformes; Rhincodontidae
Product: zgc:153031
Exons: 6
Coding region: 139-699 (186 amino acids)
Biological process (GO): tetrahydrofolate biosynthetic process; folic acid metabolic process; dihydrofolate metabolic process
Cellular component (GO): mitochondrion
Molecular function (GO): dihydrofolate reductase activity; NADP binding
Source: RefSeq, a predicted model, not a curated record
CAGAAAAAAAAGACUUACGCAACAUCUGGAUUUAGAUGCAGAUUUUUAGUAGACUUUGCUCUUGCUGAGCCUGUGAUUGAACAGCGUAGGGUAGGCAGGCUCUGACUCUGUUCCAGGUUUCUCGCCCAUGAGAUCAGAAUGGAUCACAAACCCCUGCGUUUAAUUGCAGCAGCUGAUAGUAAUAUGGGAAUCGGCAUUUCUGGAAAUUUGCCCUGGCUCCUACCGAAUGAAUUUAGUUACUUUCUUUCGAAGAUAACUACAGUCUCUGAUCCAGGCAAGAAGAAUUUUGUCAUCUAUGGUAAAGGAAGUGCCAUCAAGGGCAAUUUAUCUUUGCCAAACUGCUAUUGUGUUGUUUUAAGCAGAACAUUGAGUUCGGUGCCUGAGAAUGCAGACUAUCUCUGCCGAGACCUUCCCAGUGCUAUUCAACUUGCUUCAGAGCCACCUCUAAAUGAAGAGAUUGAAAUUCUAUGGGUCAUAGGUGGUGUCAAACCCUUUGAGGAGGCCAUGAAGCAUCCAAACUGCGAUCAGAUCUACCUCACAAAUAUCAUGGCUGAAUUCAACUGUGACACCUUCUUCCCAAAGUUUGACCAGGACACGUUUAAGCUGCUUGAUGAGUUUCCUGGAGUUCCAAGUGAAAUCCAAGAGGAAAAUGGCAUCAAAUACAAAUUCCAAGUCUUUCAAAAAGUUUGCAAAGAAUAAAUCUCAAUAUUAAACUUUG